GUCACGUCUUCAAGCAUUCCUCGCCGCCAGCUGCAACUCGUCAACAAUAGUUCCCUGUUUCCUUAUCCACAUCAACAUGGCCGAAUACCUCAAACUCGCCAGCGUCUUCGUCGACUUCGACCAGAAGAGCCUUGCAGUCGCCGCAGCUGCUAUUGCAUUCAACCCCAUAUACUGGAACACGGUUGCCCGCCAAGAAUACCACAACAAGGUCCUCACGAAGCUCGCUGGCGGCAACGCACGCCUAGGCUGCUACCUCCUCGCCGCAUCCAUCUUCUCUCUUGGCAUCUUCCGCGACUACCUUUACGAGCAAGCCCUCCGCAGCCAGCCCGGGCACCCUGACCUCGAAACGGAUCUAGUCAGGCUCAUCGCCAUCGGGCUCUUCCUCGCCGGAAAUGUCCUCGUUAUCUCCAGCAUGUGGGCCCUUGGUCUCACCGGCACGUAUCUCGGCGACUACUUCGGUAUCCUGAUGGACUCCCGCGUCACUAGCUUCCCCUUCAACGUUACCGAUGCGCCGAUGUACUACGGUUCCACCCUGAGCUUCCUCGGGACAGCGCUCUGGUACGGAAAGCCGGCCGGUGUGCUCUUGACGAUCGAGGUGCUGGUUGUCUACCUUGUUGCGCUUCGCUUCGAGGAUCCGUUCACGGCUGGCAUCUACGAGAAGCGCGAGAAGGAGCGCGCAAAGGCCAAGCGGGGAAAGAAGAACUAGAUGAUAAGGAGGGUCUUGAGAGGGCUUGGGUGGAAGUGGAAUAGAUUGUAAAUGGAUGGCAUAGGUAGACAGCAAGGCAAGAUCAGACGGGGGUUUGUACCUGCUGGCAGGGUGGCGCAUACAGCGGAGUUCAACAGUAUUAGCGACGUUUGACAGGACUGCACAUAUAUCAACUACGUGUAUGGAAGGCGCUGGAUGGAGCAAAAGUCGUUUUUUAAGUACUCACUAAAGAGUAGAACGUAUAAUUUUACAAUAAUAUUCCCCUAUUGUAAGUGGCGCAAAGGA
Pseudogymnoascus destructans is the source of this 991-nucleotide messenger RNA. RefSeq names its product phosphatidylcholine biosynthesis (gene OPI3). Lineage: Eukaryota; Fungi; Ascomycota; Leotiomycetes; Thelebolales; Thelebolaceae. Bases 77 to 706 code for a protein of 209 amino acids. The record is from RefSeq and is a predicted model, not a curated record. The transcript has 4 exons. Gene Ontology annotation, biological process: phosphatidylcholine biosynthetic process. Gene Ontology annotation, molecular function: S-adenosylmethionine-dependent methyltransferase activity.